Messenger RNA from Panicum virgatum (switchgrass), 1478 nucleotides. RefSeq names its product expansin-A26-like. Gene Ontology annotation, cellular component: extracellular region. NCBI's taxonomy places the organism in Eukaryota, Viridiplantae, Streptophyta, Magnoliopsida, Poales, Poaceae. Gene Ontology annotation, biological process: plant-type cell wall organization. The record is from RefSeq and is a predicted model, not a curated record. The transcript has 2 exons. The coding region runs from base 523 to 1314 and encodes 263 amino acids.
CUCUCUCUCUCUCAUAAACAAAGGAUGACCAACAGGGGACCACUUCAUUCUCGAUGAACUGUUUGAUCAAACCAAUCAAUCACUCACGCUAGCAAGUGGCGGCGAGGAGAAUGACCUGAUUGUUCAAGAGAACGAACAGGUAGGAAGGGGGCGAAGCCACAUUCACUCUCACUGCAGGUGCACAUGUACCAUAUGGUGAAAAACAAAUUCCUAAUAGUUGACUCAACUUUUACCAUGUACUAAAUUAUACCAAUUUUGUUCUAUGUCAUGGAGAAUGCACCAGGAUCCUAUCAUCUAGAUAUCCAGGUCCAGGGUGGGUCAACGGUCGGUCUGGCUAGCUCUUGUCAAAAUGCCCAACGCGCGGCCUCCGGUCGCUCCAAGCCAUUCAUAGUUCCAUGGCGCCUCGCCUCACAACCAUGCAUCUAAAAAUGGCAUGCAGAUGGUCGGCCGGCGCCCACGAACGAGUAUAUAGCUUCAUCUAGCUUGCUAGAUUUGCUCGUUGAUCGCCCGGCCCAGCCAUUCAUGUCUGCAGGUUCGCCGUGGACAAUGGCGCCGCCGCCUCUCCUCGCGCCGCUGCUGCUCGCCGGGCUCGCGCUGCUGGCAGCCGGCGGCGUCGCGGAGGGCAAGCCCCACGUGAACCACGGCAAGUUCAAGGACGGCCCGUGGACGGUCGGGCACGCGACGUUCUACGGCGGGCGCGACGGGUCCGGCACCACGGACGGCGGCGCGUGCGGGUACAAGGACGCGCUGGCCAAGGACUACGGCGCGCUGACGGCGGCCGUGAGCCCGGCGCUGUACAGCGAGGGCGCCGGGUGCGGCGCGUGCUACGAGGUGAAGGGCGCGGAGGAGGGCGGCGGCCCCAACAAGUCCGUGGUGGUGACGGCCACCAACCAGGCCCCGCCGCCGGUCAGCGGGCAGAAGGGCGAGCACUUCGACCUCACCAUGCCGGCGUUCCUCCAGAUCGCCGAGGAGAAGGCCGGCAUCGUGCCCAUCUCCUACCGCAAGGUGGCGUGCGUGAGGCAAGGCGGGAUCCGGUACACGAUCACGGGGAACAAGAACUACAACAUGGUGAUGGUGACGAACGUGGGCGGCGAGGGGGACGUGGUGGCGCUGUCAGUGAAGGGCAACAAGCGCGUCAAGUGGACGCCGAUGAAGCGCAGCUGGGGGCAGCAGUGGACGACGGAGGUCGACCUCACCGGCGAGUCGCUGACGUACCGGGUCAUGACCGGCGACCACCGCAAGGCCACCUCCUGGCACGUCAUGCCGCGCGACUGGCAGUUCGGCAAGACCUACCAGGCGACCAAAAACUUCUAGGCCGGAGCGCUGCUAAGGCAUAUGCACCGUUGCAUUGUACCUCCUCUCAUGCGUAACGAUCGACAUGCAUGAAUGGCCUGAACCUCCGUUGCCGCGGAGUUAAAGGGAAAACUAAAUAGAAAUGCUAAAAUCCAAUUUAAAUUCGUGUUCUUGUGUUGUGCUCA